GGCGGGCUGUAUAGGAAGUCAUGUGAUCCCGUGAAAGUUUGCUGGAGUCUCGCAGUUCCAGUGUAAUGUAUUCUUGUCUAUUUGGUAAAUUAUGGAGUUGAGUUUCGUUGGUUAUCGAGCCCUGGUUACAGGAGCUGGCAAAGGUAUUGGACGGGAGACUGUGAAGGCCCUUGUAAGAUGUGGAGCUGAAGUGCUUGCUGUGAGCAGAACACAGGAAGAUCUGGAGAGCCUUUCUCAUGAGUGCCCUGGCAUACAGACAGUCUGUGUGGAUUUGGCUAACUGGGAUGCUACAGCUGCAGCUCUGAAAGACAUUGGUCCAGUCAAUCUGCUUGUCAACAAUGCCGGUGUCGGUGUGCUUCAGUCAUUCUUGGAUAUCACCCCAGAUGCCUUUGACAGGUUAUUUGAUGUGAAUGUGAAGGCGGUGGUGCAGGUGUCACAGAUUGUUGUUAGACAAAUGCAGGCUCGUGGCUCCAGUGGUUCUAUUGUGAAUGUAUCCAGCCAGGCAUCCCAGUGUGCUCUGAGGGACCAUGCUGUGUACUGUGCUACGAAAGCAGCUGUGGACCAACUGACAAAGGUGAUGGCCCUGGAGCUGGGACCAUACAAGAUUCGUGUGAAUGCUGUGAAUCCCACUGUGGUAAUGACUGACCUUGGGAAGAAAGUAUGGAGUGAUUCCGAACGAGCAGGAGUUAUGAUGUCUCGUAUCCCACUGGGAAGAUUUGCAGAAAUAGAAGAUGUUGUGAAUGCAAUUCUCUUCCUGCUGAGUGAUAAAAGUGGCAUGAUCACUGGGACAACACUGCCUGUGGAUGGUGGAUUCCUUGCUUGCUGACAAAGUGAUUGCUGUGAUAACUGCAUACUGUUAUGACACUUCUUAACUCUGUGUUGAUCUACAAAGUUUUCAUUAUACUGAAGCCUGUUACCAUGAAAUCUGGUAGUAAAAAAGGGGAAAGCAUAAA
Molecule: messenger RNA, 953 nt
Organism: Protopterus annectens (West African lungfish)
Lineage: Eukaryota; Metazoa; Chordata; Ceratodontiformes; Protopteridae
Gene: DCXR
Product: dicarbonyl and L-xylulose reductase
Exons: 8
Coding region: 92-826 (244 amino acids)
Biological process (GO): glucose metabolic process; xylulose metabolic process
Molecular function (GO): L-xylulose reductase (NADPH) activity; carbonyl reductase (NADPH) activity
Source: RefSeq, a predicted model, not a curated record